Daucus carota subsp. sativus is the source of this 1714-nucleotide messenger RNA. RefSeq names its product serine carboxypeptidase-like 50. Gene Ontology annotation, molecular function: serine-type carboxypeptidase activity. The record is from RefSeq and is a predicted model, not a curated record. The coding region runs from base 147 to 1520 and encodes 457 amino acids. Gene Ontology annotation, biological process: proteolysis. Lineage: Eukaryota; Viridiplantae; Streptophyta; Magnoliopsida; Apiales; Apiaceae. The transcript has a single exon.
CUUUAUUUGUCAAGAUUUUCUUGUUAUUGUCAAUCUACACAUCCAACUCAUAUAAUUAUUGACUUGUCUUUUAGGUAAUCAUAGUAGUGAGUUUGAGUUUGAGUUUGAGUCACUGACACUCAUUGAGCAAGUCUUCUUGUCCUAAAAUGGAGUCAACUUCAGCUAAGUUGCUCCUCUUUCUCUUCAUUCUUAGUCACUACUACUUGCAAGCAACCUCAUCAAGAGUUCUUUCAAUCUCUCCUAUCCCAAAUGAAGCACUUCCCACUAGAUCAGGCUAUCUCCAAGUCAAUUCAACAACAAAAUCUGCCAUGUUCUACACUUUUUACGAGGCGAAAGAGCCUAAUUCAUCGCUUUCUGAAACCCCGAUUCUCAUCUGGCUUCAGGGUGGACCUGGGUGUUCCUCGAUGUUGGGGAAUUUUUAUGAACUAGGACCCUGGCGAGUUGUUUCUUCUCAGGGGCAUAAUGUCGAACACCUGAAGCUUGAGCCCAAUUCGGGGUCUUGGAAUAGGUUGUUUGGCCUUGUUUUUAUCGAUAAUCCGAUUGGAACUGGGUUUAGUGUAGCGACAACGACAGAAGAAAUUCCGAGAGACCAACAUGCUGUUGGUAAACACCUAUUUAAGGCGAUAAAAGCGUUUGUUGCGUUGGACUCGUUGUUUAAGACUCGUCCGAUUUUUGUUACCGGUGAAAGUUAUGCUGGGAAAUAUGUUCCGGCAAUAGGGUAUUACAUUCUAAAAAGAAAUGCACGGUUGCCUAAAGGGAAUCAAGUAAAUUUAGCCGGUGUGGCUAUAGGCAAUGGUUUGACUGAUCCGAUCACACAAGUGGCUACUCAUGCUAUGAGUGCUUAUUUUUCGGGGCUGAUCAAUGAAAAACAAAAGACUCGAUUAGAGGAGGCUCAAGAUAAAGCUAUUGGUCUUAUAAAAGUCGGUAAUUGGAGCGGAGCAACCAAUGCAAGAACGAAGGUUUUGAACUUGUUGCAAAACAUGACAGGCUUGGCCACUUUAUAUGACUUCCGGAGAUUAGUUGCUUACGAAGAUUACCUAGUAGAAGAUUAUUUGAGUAGCAUGGAGGUUAAAAAAGCAUUAGGAGCAAAUGCAUCAAUUGCUUUUGAGGUAUGUAGCGAUAAAGUGGGGGAUAUAUUGCAUGAAGAUGUAAUGAAGAGUGUGAAAUAUAUGGUGGAGUUUUUGGUUAAACAUACUAAGGUGUUGCUUUAUCAAGGGCAGUUUGAUCUGAGGGAUGGUGUAGUCUCAACUGAGGCUUGGAUGAAAAAAAUGAAGUGGGAUGGAAUCGAAAAGUUUCUGGAGGCAGAUAGGAAAGUUUGGAAGGUGAAAGAGAAGCUCGCAGGCUAUGUGCAGAUAUGGGGAAGCUUGAGUCAUGCUAUUGUGUCUAAUGCUGGACAUCUCGUGCCUACAGAUCAGGCUGUGAAUUCUCAGGUGAUGAUUGAAGAUUGGGUUUUAGAUAGAGGGUUGUUCGCCAAUAAGGAAAUUGUUGACCCUUCAGCUCCUUCUUACGACUCCAAGUAAGAUAUAUUUUGCUUAUUGUUGUUCAACUUGAAGUUAUGUGUAGCGGGAGCUGAUAUAUGUAUGUUGUUAAUACAGCACAUUUUGUUCCAGCAAAAUUACAAAAUGUUGAUUACUGUACUAGUAGUUUGUUUUAGGAAUAAUGUAACAGGAUGAUAAUAACCAAUUUGGUUUAACAAGGCUAUCUCUUCUCAGAA